UGGAUAUGAUGGAAAAGAACGGUGUUGGGACCGAAGAAUUCGGUGGCGAUUCCUGGCUUCCCCAAACACGACAAGCUGGCUGCUCUGGGGGAUACCGGAUGCGUAACGGUGUCUGCUACAAGGCCUUCAACACGCGAAAGAACUUUCACGAUGCGUCUUUGACAUGUGUGGCUGAUGGAGGGACCCUCGCUAUGCCGAAGGAUGCUGGUACCAAUGGCUUCCUCCUCUUCCUGAAAAACGCUGUGCACAGGGCUGGCUGGUUCUGGUUCGGCUUGGUGGAUCAGCACCGGGAGGGAGGCUGGGAAUGGAUAGACGGGACACCCCUAGGCUUCAGGGCCUGGGGCCCAGGAGAACCCAACAACGCUGGCAACGAGGACUGCGCCGAGUACUUCCCUACAGCAUGGAACGAUGCGCCGUGUUCUAGGACUGACAGAAAAUUCAUCUGCCAGAAAAUCCCCGCAGGUUGUCCAGGUGGUUACAUUUACCAUCAACCCAGUCGCCAGUGCUACAAGGCCUUCAACGAGAAGACAACAUACAGCGGUGCUGUCGCCAAGUGUUCUGCAGACGGCGGAACCCUUGCCAUGCCCCGCGGCCCCAUCAUCAACAAGUUCCUCAUCUACCUGAAGAAUGCCGUCGACAAAACCGGUUGGUUCCGUUUCGGACUGACUGAUCACCACCAGGAGGGAGGCUGGAAGUGGGCCAAUAACAUUCCUCUGGGAGGCUUUAGGCCAUGGGCUCCAGGAGAACCCAACAACUUAGGGAACGAGGACUGUGCCGAGUACUUUCCCGGAAGCCACGCCGCCAAAAAGAACACAUGGAACGAUGGACCAUGUACCUUCCGUAACAGGAAGUUCAUCUGUCAAGUCUCGCCACGAAGACCCUCGGUGCUACGUCGAGUCUGUGAACACCAAACACUGACCACCAGUUGUCCUGCUGGACGACAGAUCAACAUCGUGUCUGCCCUGUACGGCCGGACCUCCCGAGCGGUUUGCCCCAGCAGCCAAAUCUACACCACCAACUGCCGAAGCCCCAACAGCCUGGUCUGGGUCAGGGGCAAAUGCCAGGGAAGGUCCAGCUGCUCUGUGAGGGCCUCCAACAGCGUGUUCGGGGAUCCUUGUCGUGGCACCGUCAAGUACCUGGAAGUGAGAUUUACUUGCAUCGCAUGUUCUGGAAAGAGGGAGAUGCCUGAUCCACAAGAGCCUGAGAUAGGAGAGGCUGAACCACAGGAGCCCGAAGCACAGGAGCCCGAGCCCGAACAACAGGAGCCUGAGAUAGGAGAGGCUGAACCACAGGAGCCCGAAGCACAGGAGCCCGAGCCCGAACAACAGGAGUCUGAGAUAGGAUCCGGAGAGCCUGACCCACAGGAGCCAGAGCCAGAAGAGCCUGACCCACAGGAGCCAGAGCCAGAAGAGCCUGACCCACAGGAGCCAGAGGUAGGAGAGGCAAACGAAGUCCGAGAGGAGGACAUGUUGGAGAAGGCUCUGGAGAUGCUGGAGAAUGAAGUCCGCAAUGAACAAGACAACUUGGAGUACGGCCUGGAAGAGUGACACCGACAUGACCUUCUGCUGUUCCAGCUCAACAGACGUGAACUGUGCAGCAGCAGCUGUGAUGAUGUCAUCUCCAAGCAGAUAUUGGGAGGAACAGUCAUAACUUUUCCUGACUGGCCCGGGAAAGCCAGGAGACGUUACAAUCUUCCUCCCAACAUCUGCUUGAGUUUUAAGAUUUAAUUUUUUUCAUAGAUACUAGUAAUUUUGAGCUACAACCAAAUAUCUACCCUAGCACAAUCUAUAACAUCUACUCUCAUAAUACUGCCACUAACCAUAACUGUGCCACCAAAUUAAAAAAAAAUGAAUUUGAAGUUAGAGAUCUCUUGCAGCAUUAGUAAUUUCUGAGCUAAUACAUUGUACACCUCAAAUAUCUAAGGUGUUAAAGAAAAAGGCCUCAGUAACCAUGCAUUGGAAGUUGAUGAAGACAAGAAUUGUGGUCCCUAAAUGUCAAGACAGGCUGAGAGCCAUGUAGAAGAACAUGUCACCACUGGCCACAAAUGAAAUAGAAAUUCUUAACAGUGCACAUCCGUUCCUUGGUGAUGUUUUGUAUCCUUUUACAGAUUUGUAUUUCAGGCACUCUCUACCAGUCAAGAAAAGAAAAAUAACCUCUGCAAGACAAGUCUCCUCUUGGGCCUUUAUGUGCAGAUCACACUCAUUCUUAGAACAUUUUGAAAGUGUCUCAAAUUGCAAACUUCUGUAAUUAGCAGGACGAGAGUUAAUCAGUAAACUAGAGAAGUAACAUUUGCAAGCAAAUGCAUAUAAUGUUUACCUUCGGACAUGGUCUGCUCUGUUAAUACUCAAACACACUCACAGACACGUACUACUACUAGUAUAUGGUGACAGGAGCAGAGCAGACCAUGAAAUUGCAACAUUAUGUAACCCAACACCAGUCACCAUGGUGACAGACAUCAACAAAUCAUGCCAUCGGUCAGGCCAUAGGUUACUGUUUGGA
Molecule: messenger RNA, 2499 nt
Organism: Branchiostoma belcheri (Belcher's lancelet)
Lineage: Eukaryota; Metazoa; Chordata; Leptocardii; Amphioxiformes; Branchiostomatidae
Product: macrophage mannose receptor 1-like
Exons: 7
Coding region: 6-1547 (513 amino acids)
Molecular function (GO): carbohydrate binding
Source: RefSeq, a predicted model, not a curated record